AUGACGUGGAUUUCCAAGUCUAUUACGACCUUCGGUCUGGUUUUAUUAGCACAUGCCUGCUACUCGGCUCACGAGCACUCGGCCCUUCACUCGACCGGCGCACCAUCAGCUGCUGCGACGUCACCUACCGCCGGCCGGGCGUCGUCGGUGACCGCCGCGGCGACAACAUCCCUGCCCAUCGACAUCUCGAUCGAGACGGUGACAGCGCUGCUGAUUAUCUGCCUGGGGCUGGUGCUGGGAACCCCGCACCUGCGGCCGAUCCAGUGGCGCGAGUGGGCGGGCAAGAUCGAGCGCGAGGGCGACAAGGAGGGCGACAAGGACUAUGUGGGAAACCCAUACCGGUUCCUGGAGGCGAGGCCGGGCUUUGUGAACAUCAGGAAGCAGAGGAAAGACUUUGCGCAGUGGGUCAAGAGCGGGAACGACGGGUCAAAGGCGUGA
Pyricularia pennisetigena is the source of this 438-nucleotide messenger RNA. RefSeq lists its product as uncharacterized. Lineage: Eukaryota; Fungi; Ascomycota; Sordariomycetes; Magnaporthales; Pyriculariaceae. Bases 1 to 438 code for a protein of 145 amino acids. Gene Ontology annotation, cellular component: EMC complex. Gene Ontology annotation, biological process: protein folding in endoplasmic reticulum. The transcript is spliced from 2 exons. The record is from RefSeq and is a predicted model, not a curated record.